Molecule: messenger RNA, 3764 nt
Organism: Amphiprion ocellaris (clown anemonefish)
Lineage: Eukaryota; Metazoa; Chordata; Actinopteri; Pomacentridae
Gene: yod1
Product: YOD1 deubiquitinase
Exons: 3
Coding region: 74-979 (301 amino acids)
Biological process (GO): protein deubiquitination; endoplasmic reticulum unfolded protein response
Cellular component (GO): nucleus; cytosol
Molecular function (GO): protein binding; cysteine-type deubiquitinase activity
Source: RefSeq, a predicted model, not a curated record
CGUACUCUAUAUCAGUGUCUCUCACUGGGUGUUUUGUUUGAGGCAGGCAAGGCUGCAGUCAACGGCAGGCAGGAUGUUGCGGCUUCGCUGUAAGACCAAAAAUGGGAGCCACAUUAUGCAGGGCUUGACCCAUCAGUCCUGUGUGCAGGAGCUGAAGAGUAAGGUAGAGGAGCUGACUGGUAUCCCCUGUGACGUGCAGAAAAUUAUGGUUGGUUAUCCACCCUCGAGCCUUGAUCUUCGAAAUGGAGACGCCCACCUCAAGGACUACCCCAUCAAAUCAGGAGACACCCUCAUUGUGGAAGAGGAAAAAAACAAGCCAAAGUCUCAGGAUCAUCCCAUUGUGACUAAAGCACCACGCCUGGAAGCCUCACCUGUGCUGGCACGUCGAGUGGUCCCAGCUGACAACUCCUGCCUCUUCACUAGUGUUUAUUAUGUGGUGGAAGGUGGUGUGUAUGACCCUGCUUGUGCCCCUGAAAUGCGAGGCCUUAUUGCCCAGAUAGUGUCGAGUGACCCAGCAGCUUACUCUGAAGCAGUGCUGGGAAAAACCAAUGAGGACUACUGCUCCUGGAUAAGGCGCGAUGAUACCUGGGGGGGAGCCAUUGAGGUGUCCAUCCUGUCCAAGUUUUACCAAUGCGAGAUCUGUGUGGUGGACACUCAGACAGUCAGAGUAGAUAGAUUUGGGGAGGAUGCCGGCUACCACAAACGUGUGCUGCUGAUCUAUGAUGGCAUCCACUAUGACCCGCUGCAGAGAGAGAUCCCCGGCUCUGAUGCCCCGCCCCAGACUAUCUUCUCUACCACAGACGACGUAAUCCUGGCCCAGGCCCUCGAGCUGGCAGACGAGGCUCGCCGCAAGCGGCAGUUCACAGACGUUAACCGCUUUGCAUUGCGCUGCAUGGUGUGCCAGACAGGCCUGGUGGGACAAAAGGAAGCUCGUGAACACGCCAAGGAGACAGGCCACACCAAUUUUGGUGAAGUGUGAAAGUGGUCGUGUGUUUUCUCUCUCUCACAAAUACAACCACCACCAACCCCGUGCCCCUCGUCUGGCAACUCUGUUGGUCCGUCUGCUUGUGUGAUCCUCUACCUCACAUUAUUAUCCAGUGACAUCUUUGGAGAAUCUGCAGACACUGUGUUCAGCCUCUAACCUGUUCAGUAUUACUUUUGAACUGCUGUCAGUUCUUAAAGUCCGAAACACUACUGCAGUGCUCUGAUGGCAUUAAACCAUCAUGUACGUCUAUUUAGGGAUGGUUUCAAAUAUGUUUUACUGGGUCAAGUAAAAUAUGCAAGCAAUUCUUAGGAUUUGUUUUGAUUUCUCAUCAGCUGGGUUGCACUGACAUCAACCAAAUGGUGACUGAUGUGUUGUCUAUUAGAAAGUGCAUUUUUUUGCCAUGAUUGAACCCGUGUCUGAUUGAAGUUGUGUGUGAUAAAACACUACUAUAUGGCUCUAAAUGGAGUUUAAAACAACCGCUAAGAAUUAUUUGCACUGUGAUGUGAUCCCAUUCACUGUUGUCUUAAAUGCAGCACACCAAGUUUGACUGUUAUUCAUCCUGUUGGUUAUGUAGCAUGUUUUUUUAUUUCUCUUGUGAACAGAUUUCAGAGAUUCUUCCAAUGUUUCGGUAAUUUGGUUAAUCUAUAUAGAUUUGUGCAAGUUGUGACCUCUCCAGGUUGGGCAGUUGGGCCAGAAGAUCAUGUAAUGAUGUUUUCAGGUAGAAUCUCAAUUCAUAAUCUGAAUCACAAUUCUCCCAGCUGAUUUUGUAGAACUUAUGCGAUAACAUCAUCAGCUUUGCAAAUGAUCUUAAUUUGGCAUAUGAGCUGGUUUUCACAAGAGUUGUAGAGGUCAUGUCAUCAAGGAUGCCAUGUGUAAGUAUUUUAUUUAGAAAGUUAAGUCUCUGCUAACCACCCUGCCCAUUCCUUGCUGCCUUGUGUUCCCCGACCUGCAGGUUGCUAGAUCACUGUCAUGUUCAGCUGCCUCUCCACUGAGUCUUGUCCUGCAGACAGACUCUACCUCCUUUGUUUUGCAACUGGUGACCGUUGUCAGCUGUUUGAUCAUGGGUAAAUUUUGUGGCGUCCUUGUUCUGCUCUGCAGCCUCGGUGAGCUUGGCGUAGUGGCAUAUGAACCAGUUCUCCACCUGCUGCUGAUUCUGGUUGGAGUGGCCCUCCAGUUUGCAGGAGUACAAUGACUACUGUCAGUCCAAGAUGGUGCAGGAGCAGCCCAUCUGCAGAAUAACAAACUUAUUGGAGAGGCACCUGAAUGAUUUCAAGCACCACCACUACAGUGACCUGGCCAACAUGAAGUUGGGAAACACGAGGUGGGACAGGCUGAGGCUAGCUGGUUAGCAGUGACAGACUUUAAAAAUAAAAUACUUAAAUGUAGCACCAUUAAUGUCGUGAUUUGUACGAUUCCUCUGAAAAACUGAACAUUGCCUAAUUAAAAUCAUCCAUGAUAUAAGAUCAUCAGAUUGCCCACCCCUAAGCAUCUCUCAAUUAAUUUAGCUGUGGCCAUUAAGAUUGACAUUAUGCAUCUUGAAAUACAAUAUCAUAUAUUCAAAUUGUGGUCCAAAAUUAGCCUAAUGAUGUAUGUGGACUUUACUACUUUUAUUUUUUGAUGUUGCAACAUCAUUUAUAGUGAGUUUGUUUUAAAUUUGACAAAAAAAAUUUAAAGUAAUGGUGCUGUAAACAACACAUUAAAAUCUGUAGCUGCAUUGUUUUUUGUCAUGGGUACGACAGGUUUUCAGGUGUGUAAUUUUUAAGUCUAGCUCGCAACUUUCAAAUGUUCCAUGAUGUAAGAACUCAUCUUUUUAAAAUCCUUUUUCCGUUUAAAUCGCUGCACAUUUUGAAAAUCCUUUCAAGUGUGAUACUGUUUGUCUGGGUGUAACAAUUCAAGGCGACUGGCAUAGUGUACUGACUAGAAAUCUGCAAUGAAUGUGAGGCGCAUGGUGUGAGAUCCGGUCUGCCCACUUAAUGCAUUUACUGUUCAGGUACAGUCCAGAUACAGAUCAUGUCCUUUGCUAAUCAACAUUAACCAUUUACCGUGUCCCCUCAGAUUUUUAGCUGUAAGUUCUGUGUUGAAUUCUAAGUAAAGACACAUUUUGGUUUAGUAUGCAGUGCAUGUUGUCCAAAAGCUGUUUUGCACAAAUGGAGCAUGUUCUCACAUUUUAAGGUAAAUUCAGGCAUCAUCUCUUUGCUAAUUCCUUUGAUGCAUACUGCCUACAAGGAUGAAGCAUGCACUUAUCUAUGUCAAAUAUCAGGUCAAAUAAUGCUUAAUUGGAGAGGUUGGUGGAUAAUAUGGAUUAGUUGUUUUUAAAUCAAAGACCUUUUUGUUGCCUAGCAUUGUGCAGGAGCAGUAAUUCUUUUUCGUCUUUAAUGGCAAUAUUUGUCCUGAGUUGUUGCCAAUAACAAUAAGCUUGACACUGGAAGAAUUGAGUGGAGCUUCUUUCAGAAUUUCAGAAUUUCCCUCCAAGUGGUGGGACUGAAUGACAGGCAAAGCAAAAAUGUCAAAUUUUCUUUUUUAAUUUUUUUUUUAAUGUGAAUUGCUGAUUUUUUUUCCUCAUCUGUUACCGUAGGUCGUUUAUAUGAUUUUAACAGUGCUCAUGGAUUAAUCCGCUUGCAUAAAGGUGAAACUAUGAAAUGGCUUUGUUGUAUUUUGUAUUUACUAAGUUCUCAUGACUAACAAUAACAAUGAAUGUUGCAUACAAAGCACUACAGAAAAACUGGAUUUACUUGAUUUUUUUCAGUGUUAUCACAAAUAAAAGUUAUAGCCAACAGUG